UCUAUUUUUAGCAUUUCCCUUCCCUUCUCUCUCGCUUGAAGGGCCUAAAACUUUGCUAAUCAGACAACCAAAUUAAUAGUAACAAUAAUUAUGAUAAAAGCAAAAUAAAUGAAAAGGUUUGAAUCUUUUAGUGGUAAUGGCUGACAAUUUAAUGGAGGAGAUGUUUGAGUUUAAUUGGUAAAAUAAGCAGCGUAACAUAAGUUUUAAAAAAAAGAAGUGUUUACAAAAUGGAAACCAAGGAAGAAGCUGAAGGACAGGAAGACCGGUCUCGAUCUUCCAUUUGGGAAAUAAACCCUGAUUUUCAGGAGGCUGUGAAUGAGGUUGUAGAAACACGGAACCCAGUGCAGCCUGGGAACACUGGUCCACCAAGGCUGCCGCCAUCGGGGCAUAGACACACUCGGAGUGAAUUCCCAACGUCAGGGAACUGGCGUAGCAAUAGUUUCCAUAGAUUGAAAAUUCAGAUGCAGAAGGCUUGGCAAUGGGGUGGCCAUUCGAGGGAUGAUUGGUACCACUCGAGCUUCAAUCCCGAGGUUUUGGCAAACCAGAAACGCCAGUGGUACCAACUCAGCUCCAAGUCUAUGGAUCAUAUUAAAUACAGGCAACCCGAAUCAAUCUUCGAGCACUUCAUUAUUGUCGGGAUUCAUCCAGAUGCAAAUCUUGGGGUCAUGGAGGAAGACUUUGCUAGACGGAAGAAGUGGGAGAUGGAGAUGAAAAGAUCUGGAAUCAUAGAUCUUAAGCUGAUACAGCAUAGGGGGCCUCCACUUCCGACAUUCGAGCCUCAGAUGCUUUUUAAAUACCCCCCUGGGAAGAGUUUAGCUAUGCGUACGAAGGACUUGGCCAAUUUUUGUUUUCCCGGAGGUGUUAAGGGACGGUUGCUGGAAAGAACUCCAUCACUCAGUGAUCUAAACGAACUUCUUUAUGGACAGGAGCAUUUGAGCAUAGACGAUAGCGCGUUUAUUUUUAAACUUGAGGGCAAUGCUACGAUUUACGGUGUUUGCUUACACGUUCUGGAACUUGUUCAGAGGCAACCUGGUAUUUUAGGUGUUACAUCACCUCCUAGAUCAUCUGGAGCAUGCUGCCAGUUUAUGGUAUCUGCACCUCGCUGCUAUUGUUUGCUAACUAAAGUGCCUUUCUUUGAGUUACACUAUGAGAUGUUAAACAGUAUCAUUGCUCAGGAGCGCUUGAAUCGAAUAACAGAAUUUGUUAAUGAAAUGUCUUUGUCUCUCAAUGAUUAUGUCCCAUCUGCCACCAAACUAGAUGAAGAAAUGAAUGAUAAUGCCGAGUCUCUAGACCGAGAGUAUGUUAACAAUUGGAUGGCUUCUGCAAUACCUGUUAACAGUUCUAUAACUCAUAAUCCAGCUGCUGGUGGAUUAACUGCUGAUGACGAGGUUUCAUCUGUUUCACUAAAGAUGAGUUCAGCACUGACAUCUGAAAGUGUAGCAGCAAGUGACGUUUCAGAUUUGGGCCAAGUUGUGGACAUAGAUAGGGAUGGUAGGAAGAAUGUCCUAUAUUUUGAUGAUAAUAUAUCUGUAGCCUCGGGAUAUCAUUCUGAUGCCUCCGAAAGAAUAAAUGGCAACUAUGAAAAUGAACAAGCUUCUCCUGAGAUUGGAACGUUUAUUAGCUUGAGGAACCGUAAAUUCGAGAGAGUUGGGAGUUCUCCAUGCCUAUUCAGUCCAGCUAGAAGCCUGGCAUCAGAGGAUGACGAUGACGAUGACCUUUUCUCAAAUCCUGAAAAAGAUUUCGGGGAUGACUUAAUAUUGGAGUGGGCUAGAGAAAACAAAAACGACAUUCUUGGGAUCGUUUGUGCUUAUCAUGCUAUAUCUCUUCCUCCACGAGGAAGUGAAAUAAUUUUUCAGCCUCUUGAGCAUUUACAGGCUAUUGAGUAUGUGAGACUUCCAGUUUCUGCCCUUGGAGUGGAUGAAAGUCUUAUAUCUUCAUCUGAUCCUGCCGAGGUUGAUGCAAAGUUGGCAGCAGCUGAGGAAGCUUUUGCACUUUCCGUAUGGACAGUAGCAACAAUUUGUCGAGUCCUCUCCCUUGAUAGUAUUUUAGCAAUGGUUGUUGGAGUAUUAUUGGAAAAACAGGUCGUAGUAAUUUGCCCUAAUCUGGGUGUCUUAUCGGCUGUGGUGUUAUCUAUGGUUCCUUUGAUUCGUCCGUUCCAGUGGCAGAGUUUAUGUCUUCCAGUGCUGCCGAUGAGGAUGCUUGAUUUUCUUGAUGCACCAGUUCCGUUUCUUGUUGGCUUACAACAUAAACCCAUGGAUUUGAAAAUGAAAACAUCUAAUCUUGUUCAAGUUAAUGUGCACAAGAACCAGGUGAAAACAUGCCACUUGCCUACCCUUCCUCGACACAGAGAACUUGAAUCGGAACUAGGGCCGAUACAUUCCAGACUCUCAUUAGAAGGUUCAUUUGCUAGAAAGCAUCCCACAUAUAGGUGCAAUGAAGUGCAGGCUGAAGCUGCAACAGAAUUUUUGGAAGUCAUGCGACAAUACUUCGAGUCACUUUGUGCGGAUCUGAGAUCUCAUACAAUUACUAGUGUAGAAUCCAGUGACAGGGUUUCCUUACUACUUAAAGAUAGCUUCAUCGACUCUUUUCAUAGCAGGGAUCGGCCUUUUAUUAAGCUGUUUGUAGACACUCAACUAUUUAGCGCUCUAUCGGAUUAUCGAUUGUCUACCUUUGAACACGAACCCUUAACAUAAUCCGACCAACAGGUACAUUGCGUCAGGAUAAGAUUCCUAGAUGCAGAACUCCAUCAGAUAUAAAGUACUGUGUAACUCUGGAAGAUUGAUGGCAUCUCAAACAUUAUUGGUAGUGACCCUAAGCCAUUUUCGAACAGUGAAGGGUGUAGUGCCAUAAAAUUGUGACUCACUUGGCAGCAAAAGGCUGCUAAAAUGCUUAUGGAUCAAAUUUUGGUCUUACUCACAAAUCCUUAUAAAUGUCAACACUUUAUAGAGUAACUCUUCAUGAAAUGAUCAAUGUAUAAUAUAGGUUUCUUUGGAUGAUUUUGAUGGCCUAUAAAUAUCUUGC
Messenger RNA from Hibiscus syriacus, 3021 nucleotides. RefSeq lists its product as uncharacterized. The transcript has 19 exons. Bases 228 to 2693 code for a protein of 821 amino acids. The record is from RefSeq and is a predicted model, not a curated record. NCBI's taxonomy places the organism in Eukaryota, Viridiplantae, Streptophyta, Magnoliopsida, Malvales, Malvaceae.